UUUGCUCCAACCAUCAGGCUUGCUCUCCAAUAAGCCUCUCAGGGAAUCAGUACAAGCGCUGCUGAUGCCCUUGAAGGUAUGACUCACCUAUUCUUUUCCGUUAGUUAAUUAUAUAGCGGAUUGAGGGCGACAACACAAUGGAUAUCUGCUAUAAUUUCAAGACAAAGGAGCCUUAUCUGAGGCUCCCAGAACCACAUACAAACAUUAUUAUCACACCACACCGUUCUAACAGCCUCAACGAAACGACUUCAGCCCUGGUCAAGAUCCUCAAUGACCCACGAGUUGCUCUUCGUCUACAAAGUACCCCAUAUCCAUAUUCGGCAUCCGACGGCAAACAAUGGGUUAAAGCGAACUGCAAAGAUCAGGAAGGUAUUCUAUCUGCCUUGCGGGAGGACUUUGAAAAACUGGGGAACUCGGUAGUCCAAAACAAUUCCAGCAACGUUCUGCCCCGAAAAAGAGAGUUUUCUGACAUUUGUCCGUUCACUUGCAUUCGGGAAGUGCUCAAGACAGAUUCUCUGACUGUGAAUCCCCUUGAAGAUAUUCUCAUUGGCGAUGUGCGGUUGGCUCGCUCAAGUUUCGACGAAUAUCCCGAAGGGAGCGAAGAAAGAUGCCUAGCCCAGAAACAGAACGAUGAGUUACUUGCUGGAGACGAAAAUGUUGUCUGGAGCUUGGCCGACUUUCUAGCUUCAAGCCACCAUGGAAGGGGGAUCAUGACACUAGCUGUGAGAACUAUCAUUCAUGAUUGGGUGGUACCUCGAAUGAACGUCCGACAAUUGAAGAGCUGGGCAUUCGAAGACAAUCCAGGCAGCCUUCGGGUAUUUGAAAAGAAUAGUUUUGUGCGAGGGCAUACGUUGAAAAACUGGGCAUCGGUAUCUGAAAGCAGAGGAGGGGGGAAAAAGUCCAUCGUCUUGAUGGAAUGGGUAAAGGAUGAUAGUGAAUAGGACAUUAUUCCAUUUUUGCACCGCACUGGG
Penicillium brasilianum is the source of this 971-nucleotide messenger RNA. NCBI's taxonomy places the organism in Eukaryota, Fungi, Ascomycota, Eurotiomycetes, Eurotiales, Aspergillaceae. The record is from the annotation of a GenBank genome assembly.